Molecule: messenger RNA, 2125 nt
Organism: Scophthalmus maximus (turbot)
Lineage: Eukaryota; Metazoa; Chordata; Actinopteri; Pleuronectiformes; Scophthalmidae
Exons: 6
Coding region: 905-1609 (234 amino acids)
Molecular function (GO): protein binding
Source: RefSeq, a predicted model, not a curated record
AAUGAUGAUAAACAUCAAAACUAAAAUCCAUGAGCUACAUAGGUAAUUCAUGGUGGAGAAUUUUAUAUUCGGUUCUGACUGCAAGCUGAUGUUACAACUAUUACUCGUACUCUCCUAUUAGCAGUUAUACCUGAACCAGUGAUUAGCAUUUUUAAAAAUAUUAUUUAUGUGUAAAUUAAUUGCGUGAGAAACCCUGAUGUGGGAAGUUGACAAUUUCUCUUUUGGAGUUUUUCCCUGACCCUUUUAAAACUUUGCAAUGACUUCCAAUGCAAACGCGUGUUGGAGAUUGUUGUUGUGACUGUGUCUUUCAAUCCCGGAGACAGACUUCCGAGAGAGAGGACAACAUGAGGCUAGAGGGGUACGACGCCAUAACGUCCUGCAUUACGCAAAAUAAAGAGGCAUGCAGUGUAGUCCCUCAUCACAGAGGAGGUCAACUCAGAUGAAAUGAGUGGUGUGAAGAAAAAGUCCCUGUCAAAGUUGUUUGGGUGUACAUCUCCGACAGUGACCUAUAGACGUGGGGAAAUCACAUACCACCCACACUGAAGAAUAAUGUUAACAAACACAUUUCUUUUUGUGCCACUGAAAAAAUUAUGAUAUUGUUUUUUUCUUACUCUCACUUUAGAGGAACUGAGGGCGACCAUGUGUUCGGCAUUAAAGCCACACUAUAUGAAACUGCAUUUUGGUUUCAUGAAUCGAAUAAAAGUUUCACACCGCUCUACACUACGUGUGGUACCUCGGAGUUUCGUUCCACAUGCAAUGCAUUUUGUCGUCCACAUGAGAAGCCACCCACACUAAAGCCUCGGUCCUCCUCUCUCUCUCUCUCUCUCUCUCUACUGAGGCGGAAAAAAACAUUGUCAUCUUCACUACAAGAACAUGUAAAAGGGAAAACCCUUUCGACCUGUACAUGUCCCUCAGAAAGAAGCAGCAGAUUAAUUUGGACACAGAGUGCAACACACACGGGACUGGGAUGGACGGUCACUCGAGGUCCUCUCAUAAGUACCUGCUGCUCCAGGUGUGGUGUGGUCUCCUCACCGCGGCCGUGGUGGUUAUGGCUGUGUUUCUCGCUUCAAUCAAACUUAAGGUGACCGAGUUAGAUCCUCCAGGCGAUGAUGCACAUGAUGAUGACAUCCCUGCAUCCUUUCUUCACCAGGACGGAGUCUCUACAAUGAAGCCAGACAACGUCAGUCCAACAGUCAACACAAUGGUGGCUCCUUUAAAGUCAGUAGGAUCCUCUCUCUCAUACAUCCAGCUGAUGAAGUUUCUGGACAAUCGCUUUUGGCAAGAAUCCCCCAGAUGUCACUCCUGCUCCCUCUCGCUGCGCGACGACGCCAUCCACUGCACGAAAAAGAGCCUCUACUUCAUCUUCGCCCAGGUCACCUUCGCCAGGCACCCGAACAAAAAUCGGACCAAAUCAGUGAUUUUGAAAAGAAAUGGCUCCCGAGGUAGAAUUACGAGGAAACUGGUUGAGGGGACCUUCCCGGGUACAACAGAGGGUUCUGUGUGGGUGGGCAAGAUUGUCAGCCUUGGGGAGGGAGACAGUGUCAGCUUAGAAAUCACAGAGGAUUUUCUAAACGACAGCACAUUCUGGGGUGCCUAUGAACUCCUUUAGCACAGCAGUUCUCUAGAAUCUGUUACCAUACAGGAUAACUUUUUUUUUAUGUCUGUGUGAGUGGUAUGCUGUUGGAUUCAAAACAUAUUUUGUGAUAUUAUUUGAGAUAUUUAACUGCGACAGCCGUAAAACCUAUAAAUACUCAAAAUCACGGGGAGUAUGUUAUGUUCAACAAUUACUGAAUCUCAUUUUUGCAGAGUAUUGAAUCUUUGAAUCAUCUGGAACACUAAAGUGCUAAAAAGCUAAAUUAGGCAGGUUGCAGAAGGUUUUGACUCCAGAUUUCAAAUGACUGAAACCUCUUUUAUACACGAUCAAGUCUUCCCAUCCUUUUGGCUUUGAACAGAAAUAUCUCGGCAAAACGACAAACCGCAUCAGUCCAAUCUCAGUAGAGUCUCUCCUUGAACAGUGCAUCUGCUGGUUCCCAGUCAUGAAAUUAUGAAUAUGUUUUGUCAACUGCUUUGUGCUUUUUUUAACUUAUGAAAUGUGAUGUUAUAAGUUGGUGUAAUAAAAAUUGAA